CGUCUGGGUGUGCGGAGCGCGCGCGCGCUGCUUGGAGGCGCACCUGUGAGGUGUCCCUGGAGGAGCGGGAGGUGGGUGCACGGAGCUCGCGGCCUGGGGCGCUUGCACCCCGCACUUGGACUCCUUCCGUCCCGGCAGAGGCACACGAACAUCCAACUCAGGUGAUGAGGAAUCCUUCGCGCACCCAGCGCAGGAGGCUGCUGCCACUGGACGCCUCCAUUGUUUGACCACAACAAGGGUCGGAUUCUCACCCAGCAGGAUCCUAAGGCUUUUGUAGCCCUUCAGCCACUGUGGAUCCUGUCUCUGCCUCUUCUUCUGGAAUGUUUUGGGGGUUUGGACUUACAUCACUGUGACCUGCAAACCCAAGAGACGUGUCUCUGGAAGAUAAGAGAGCUUCUUCAAGAUCAAAAAAAGGACACUGGCAUGAUACCUAUGUAGGCACUUCCAGAAACACAGCUUGCCACACUGGGACCACGAGGAGCUUGCUUCCUGGAAAUGCUUCCUGUCUGAUGUGCAGGAGUCAGCAGGCCAUACUGACUGCUCAGGGGCUGGCUGCAGAGGCUCAGGACCGAUCAGCAGGAUCUCACCCUCAAAUACAGGGGAUACACUGUACAGUCCUUUUUCUAGAAGUGAGAAGUACAAGAUUACUCUGCAAGAGGAAGAUUCCAGGGUCUUAAAAAGGCAAAGGUUUGCACCUUGGCAGCCCCUUGGAAUGUUGACAACUCAGGAUCUAGAACAAAGUUCUAUGUUUAUGAAUUACAGGAUUCAUGUGGAAGUAAAUGUCAUUUUAUAAUCAGUAAUAAUACUGAGUGAGGAACACUAUGCAGGAAGAAACCUUCCAUAGAAAGACAGGCAGGGAAAAGCUUAGGCUGAUCUUAAACUUGCCUAACAGAGCAAGCCUGAGAUAGACUGCCAAAAUGGCCAAAUAAGAGACUUUAUGAAGUGACAAUUCUGUAACUAUAGUAGUUGAAAGGAAAUUUUCUCCUCCAAAUCACGAUACCAAAUAGGAAAAAUGAUCUACAAGUGCCCCAUGUGUAGGGAAUUUUUCUCUGAGAGAGCAGAUCUUUUUAUGCAUCAGAAAAUUCACACAGCUGAAAAGCCCCAUAAAUGUGAUAAGUGUGAUAAGGGUUUCUUUCAUAUAUCAGAACUGCAUAUUCAUUGGAGAGACCACACAGGAGAGAAGGUGUAUAAAUGUGAUGAUUGUGGUAAGGAUUUUAGCACUACAACAAAGCUUAAUAGACAUAAGAAAAUCCACACAGUGGAGAAGCCGUAUAAAUGUUACGAGUGUGGCAAAGCCUUCAAUUGGAGCUCCCAUCUUCAGAUUCAUAUGCGAGUUCAUACAGGAGAGAAACCGUAUGUCUGUAGUGAGUGUGGAAGGGGCUUUAGUAAUAGUUCAAACCUUUGUAUGCAUCAGAGAGUCCACACAGGAGAGAAACCCUUUAAAUGUGAAGAGUGUGGCAAGGCCUUCAGGCAUACUUCCAGCCUCUGCAUGCAUCAAAGAGUUCACACAGGAGAGAAGCCCUAUAAAUGUUACGAGUGUGGGAAGGCCUUCAGUCAGAGUUCCAGCCUUUGCAUCCACCAGAGAGUCCACACUGGAGAGAAACCCUAUAGAUGUUGUGGAUGUGGGAAGGCCUUCAGUCAGAGUUCAAGCCUUUGCAUCCAUCAGAGAGUCCACACAGGAGAGAAACCUUUUAAAUGUGAUGAGUGUGGGAAGGCCUUCAGUCAGAGUACAAGCCUCUGCAUCCACCAGAGAGUCCACACAAAGGAGAGAAACCAUCUCAAGAUAUCAGUUAUAUAAAACAUUUUGCUAAGAAUUAAAAAUCUUAAAACCCAUAAGUGCCACUAGGAAGGAAACCCUGUAUAUACCUACAUUGACC
Molecule: messenger RNA, 1877 nt
Organism: Otolemur garnettii (small-eared galago)
Lineage: Eukaryota; Metazoa; Chordata; Mammalia; Primates; Galagidae
Gene: ZNF664
Product: zinc finger protein 664
Exons: 5
Coding region: 1013-1798 (261 amino acids)
Biological process (GO): regulation of transcription by RNA polymerase II; central nervous system development
Cellular component (GO): nucleus
Molecular function (GO): DNA-binding transcription factor activity, RNA polymerase II-specific; RNA polymerase II cis-regulatory region sequence-specific DNA binding
Source: RefSeq, a predicted model, not a curated record